This is a messenger RNA of Trematomus bernacchii (emerald rockcod), 3962 nucleotides long. RefSeq lists its product as uncharacterized. Bases 465 to 2942 code for a protein of 825 amino acids. The record is from RefSeq and is a predicted model, not a curated record. The transcript has 4 exons. Lineage: Eukaryota; Metazoa; Chordata; Actinopteri; Perciformes; Nototheniidae.
AAUCACUUCUUAUCCCUCUGGGACAUUCCUCACUCACUUGCAAGCUGCAAUAAUUACUGUGAUACUUGCUAAUUGGAUUAGUACUAUACAUUUUAAAAUCCACAACAAUAGGGUAAGCCUCCAGCACUUGUGUUAGUGCAUGCAUGCACACGUGCCCAUUCAGUGCUAGUGGAUGUUUGCUGUGUGAGCAUGGUAUGCAAAUGUGGGCGUGCACGAUUGGUGUAAUGAAGGUGUCACUGUGGGCAGGGGAGGAGUGACAGGCAGCAGGGCGGUGCAGCUGUUAGCAAUAACAUUCAUUCUGUGGUGAUUAAACAACAGUGACCUGAAACAAGACAACUGUGCUUACUCAGAAAUUAGUGUCUGUCAUUUGGAGGGCAUCUUCAAAGCGUUUUGUUACCAGUGACUGGCUGGAGGCCGAACAUCCGGAUUGCUCAAAACGGUUUUACAUCAGCAGACUUGUCACCAUGGCAACAAAGCCAUUGGCCUGGCAGGAUCAGGGUCCUCUCAACACACUAGAGGAGGGGGUCAAUGAGUUCUGGGCGCAAGGUGUAGCAGGUGCAACCAAAAGCCAUGACUCCCCACUGCAAGAUAAAGAGGCUCCCAGGGCAGAACCUGAAGAGGACAUAAACGUCCAGGAGCCUGGAGCUCGAGAAAAAACACACCAAGAGAACCAAACGACGCUCUCGCCUAACGACACAGCUGAUGCAACUGAAUCAGAAAACCAGGAAUUAACAAGAAUUUGUGUGUGCACCCCCAGGGAGACACAAGAGAUGGUGACAGAAUUAGAACAAGCUGCCCAACUUUCAGAAGCAUUACAGGCUCAAGAGGAAUCGGAGAAGUCUACUGAUCCAUGUGAGGAUGCUUUCUGUCCAGACUGUGUCGUUACGUCUCCUGAUAGACAGAUUAGUCCAGAAGGGCCUCCUCUUCUCCCUGAGCCGGUAAAUAGAGAAACAGAUUCAUCACCUGAGGAGAUGACAGGAGAUAAUAUGAGAACAGAGGAAAAUGGCUCACAGCUGAACGUCUUACAGGAUAGUUUCAAUAGUGAACCAGAUAAUAUGUCAAGGGUUUCUGCCGCCGCAAUAAAUUCAACUGUUCCUCAUUCUCAAUCUGAUAGAAACAACUCAGAUGAUGAGUGCUCUGCUCCUUUUGCUGAUAAAAGCAAGGAAAAAGAGGAAGUGAGCAUAGAUAUUAUGUCUUGUCAAAAGCAAUCAAGAUCCAAGUCUUUCGAGGCCUCAUAUUCUGCCUUUGAACAAGACCCAACCUCCUCUACAGUUCCCUCUGUCGAACAUCAGGAGGAGCUGUUGUCCCAGAGUCCAAGUGAACCUGCCCCCAGGGGAGAAAACCAGGAAGCGGCACAACAGGUGCACGGCCAGAGCUCCUCACCUUUGUCAACUGUUGCCAUGGAGCUGUGUAAAUGGGGCGGGGCAGCUUCUCAAGGCCCCGGUUGUUUGGUAGCUGUGAGAGAAAGGCACAGUGGGGCGGGGGUAAGCACAGAGCGAGAGAGCAAGCAAACAGGUGGAGAGGGAGGGCAGAGAGAGAGAGGACUUGAAAGGAACAGGUUGCUUGAGCAGCAACACGGUGGAGGACUGUUAACAAAAACAGACCGAGGACAAGAGGUUAAGCCAGGAAAACACAGCUUUGUGUAUUCUAAACACACCAGGAUGGAGAGUGACUCGUAUGAUGACAGCCAGAGUGACAGUGGGGUUUCAGCUGACUUCUCCCCAUGCAGCACUUUGGAGGGCAACACCACCAUCUCUCCAGCAGCGGCACCCAAAGAGACUCCCAUUGAGAGGGAGAUCCGACGGGCUAUCGAGCGUGAACACAGCCUGAGAAGGUCCAGAGGGCUACCAAAUCCACCUACAGCACCAGAGUAUGUAGAGAUCCCUCUAAGGAAAACUGUUCUCUGCCAGUCUAUCACUCUAAACUCUGAGAGGUGUCAAGGCAAAGACAGGCAGUUUGCAGGCAAGAAGAUGCAGCAAGAGAUCCACGAGGAGACCCAGAGGGAGCAGGAUCUGGUAAAGCUUGGAACAGUUCCAGGUUUCUAUGACAAAGGCACGGUACGCCAACUCAAAGACAGAAAACAACUUUUUGAGGCCUUUCAGAAGCCGGAUGACUCGACUCUUAGUCUGUCAGCCAGGAGUCAGGCCAUGUCCUGGUCCUCUGUCAGUGACAUUACAACCCUGGAGGACCAGGAGGACAUCUCAUCACAGGCGUCCACCAUAAGAGGCUCACAUGUGGAGAGGAUUCACACGCAGGGUCAAAACCUAGCAAAAGGGGGGGGCACUCCCCGAGGAGCGGGCUAUUCUGAGGGGAAAGGCUGUCAGGUUAUUAUCCUGGAGAACAAUCUGAGUGUCCCAGCGCUGAAGCUCUACCACGCCAAGCCAGAGGCACAGCCCGUCACUGUUGUCGACUCUGGAAGAUCUAACUUCACAUCGUCCAGAACAGGAGGCCAUGAUGGGAUUAAAGUGAGAGAGCACGAAAAGGAGAAGGUAGAAGACGAGGGGGCACCCAAGGAGAACCCCUUUUUCAAGCUGCGCUCCUCAACAAAUUUGGUUAAAGUAGAGAAGGAUAUCCGGGAGGCUCAGGAGAGGGAGAAGGAGCUUCACAAGCAGAGGAUCAGCCUGUAUGGGGGCACAGAGGGAGCGGGGGGAGGUGGGGGGCCAGUCAUUGCAGAAGGAAAGACUCCCACGUUAUCUUCUUCUUCACUGAAUGGACUGGCUGUUCCUGAAUUACCCGUCUCAUCACCCAGAGGGGGAACGAGACCCACGGCAGCACGCCAGUCAGUUGGCAGGUUAGGCAUGUGGCCCCCGCCCCAGUCUGAAGAGGAGAAGAUUAACCGGCCAGAGGUCCUCCAGGGUUCCCUGACCCCCAGACAGAAGACUUCUCUGGUGCAGCGCUGGGAGUCCGGUCUAGUCAACGGACACAACACAGAGGACGACUGAGGAGACGUUUCUAGAGUGAUCUGAAAGAGUUAGGUUACAUGAAACCUGUAGUUUUUGAAGUGGAGGGCUGAAGGAGAUAAAAAGGAAAGCAGGGAGGAAAAUUGGAGCAGUGAUGAAGGGGAGGAAAGACAGAAUGUGAAUCCAAAAGAGGUCAGGGAUUGAGGCUACAAAGGGGGUCAGGAGGAUCGGGGCCAAGGUAAAGGAUUGCUUGUGGACUAAAAACCCUGAAGAGUCCUCCAUCAAGAAGGAGAGAAAAAGAAGGAGGAGGGCCACCUAUUAGUGGAUAAGCACUUGGCCUGUUUCCUGUGCUGGAAAACUCUAAGACUAAUGAAUGUUUUAAGGCAAACAAUAAUAAUGACUUUGCACAGGGGGAAAGAAAAAUGUAAAUUUAGUAAGAUUGAAGUUCUUUAUCAUUGGAACCUUUUUGUAAUAAUAAGGAGUUGUGAUGUAUUGAUGAAAAUAGAUUAAGUGGGGCUGUUUGUAGCUAGAAAAGCAAUGUGUCAUCCCCAGUUGUAUGCCUUCAAUUAUGUUUUAUCCCGAGUUAUAUUACACCUGCAUUAUCAAAUAGAAUCCCAUACAAAAGCCAUGCAAUAAAUCCUGUAGCUCAAUGUGUUCAGUUUAUAAUGAGUUUGUGUCAGAGGUCAUUCAUUAUAGAGUCUAUACUUAGCAACAAGUCUAACACAAAAAUAUACUGUUUCACUAAGAGAAAUAAUUUCAGCAUUAUUGUUUAUAAGCACUUUGUUGAGGUUUUCCUAAUAUAGUUACUCAGUGCAUAGAAAACUGACCUGACCUUUUGAACCAUUGGUAAACCUUGAAUGACUACUUAUGUUCUUAUGUUUCUUGCAUCACUAAGAGCCAGAUUAUAGUGAAAUUAAGCAGCUUUCUGUAACAGUGCAAUGCUGAUCUGGAUUUGAGAGCUAAAGGAUUUUAAUACACAUCUAAUGCUUAAGAAAUAGUUACUCUGUUGUUGUUUUUUGAUGCAGGAAAAAAGUAUUUUGGAAUGAAACUUGAUUCACACAA